GUGGCAAGACAACUAAUGAAACGAGAGAAGCUUUGUAAUGUAGAGGAAUGCUCACCCGGCUAUGGAACAUACUGCCGCCGUGGUUUUGUUUUCUCUUCUUUGGCUGGUUAUGUGACUAAAACAAGUGACAAUGGUGGUAUCCCUGUUGUAUCUGUCGUAACAGAAGCUGAUGCACAGCUCCUACCAGGUGUGGGUGCUAUUGUGACUUGUAAGGUGACUAGUAUUAACCCUAGGUUUGCUAAAGUUCGAAUUUUAUACAUUGGAUCAACUCCACUUAAGAAUGCAUUUAAAGGGACAAUAAGGAAGGAAGACAUAAGAGCCACUGAGAAAGAUAAGGUGGAGGUUUAUAAAUGUUUCAGACCAGGUGACAUUGUUCAAGCAAGAGUUAUUUCACUGGGAGAUGCAUUCUCGAACUAUCUUUUAACUACUGCAGAAAAUGAGCUAGGAGUUGUAGUAGCACACAGUGAAGCUGGUACUCAGAUGGUCCCAAUCAGCUGGUGUGAGAUGCAGUGCCCAAAAACACAUUGCAAAGAGUUCAGAAAGGUUGCACGUGUCCAGCCUGAAUAUCUCCAGACAUAGCCAUCCAGAUAUACGUUGAUAUAAAUGGACUUCUAACUUUUAAAUGCAGAAGAAAUCUCUAGAGUUUAGUGCUUGUUUGAAAUUCCAUGUUGAUAUUUUGCAAGUCUGCUAAGCUUUCAACUGUUCUCAGGUCAGCAUUGAAGUAUAUGUCUGGGAGGUUAGAAAGAAGAUUGGGUCAGCUGUUUUAUAGUAACAGUCUGUCAUAAUCUGUAGCAGAGUAAUGAUCUGACUGCAUUAAGUUUUAAAACAAAAAUUUUAUUUAAGCGAGCAGAUAACUACAACGAUUAAAUAUCUGCAAUUGA
This is a messenger RNA of Protopterus annectens (West African lungfish), 881 nucleotides long. RefSeq names its product exosome component 1 (gene EXOSC1). Gene Ontology annotation, cellular component: cytoplasm; nuclear exosome (RNase complex). Gene Ontology annotation, biological process: RNA processing. The record is from RefSeq and is a predicted model, not a curated record. The transcript is spliced from 8 exons. Gene Ontology annotation, molecular function: RNA binding. Bases 16 to 579 code for a protein of 187 amino acids. NCBI's taxonomy places the organism in Eukaryota, Metazoa, Chordata, Ceratodontiformes, Protopteridae.